Messenger RNA from Drosophila gunungcola (fruit fly), 2511 nucleotides. It is a transcript of the gene APC4, whose product is annotated as anaphase-promoting complex subunit 4. Gene Ontology annotation, molecular function: protein binding. The transcript has 6 exons. The record is from RefSeq and is a predicted model, not a curated record. NCBI's taxonomy places the organism in Eukaryota, Metazoa, Arthropoda, Insecta, Diptera, Drosophilidae. Gene Ontology annotation, cellular component: anaphase-promoting complex; nuclear periphery. Bases 89 to 2398 code for a protein of 769 amino acids. Gene Ontology annotation, biological process: positive regulation of mitotic metaphase/anaphase transition; anaphase-promoting complex-dependent catabolic process; protein K11-linked ubiquitination.
AAUCUUCGAUAGGCGCCGGUAAACCAAACUCCUUUCAUAUUGUCAUUGUUGAUGUAAAUACUCACCGGACGAGUGCAAGCGUGGAAAGAUGGCCCAAACGAGCUCCAUGAAGCUGCUGGGCGCCCGCAACAUGUCCUGCAUUGUGGAGCGCAUGGAGUGGAACAACAAGAUGGAUCUGAUUGCCUACGGAACGGAGAAGGGCGAGGUGGUCAUCCAGCGACUGAACUGGCAGAAGAUCGUCACGUUUCCCACGCCCGGCGAGGAUGUGCGGGUGCGCUCCUUGAGCUGGCAAAUGGACGAGACGCUCCUGGCCGUCGGCUACAGCAACGGCAAGGUGGCGCUCUUGGACGCGGAGAGUGAGACGAUCAUCUCGGGCCUGAUCUAUGAGGACGACAUCAAGAAGGUCUACUUCAGCAAGGCCAUUAACUCGCAAGAGAACCUAGGUACCUACACCUGCAAUGCGAAGGACAAGCACAGAAAGUACCUGCCCAAACUGCAGCCACUGACCAAUAUCGAUCCCUGCCUGAAAACUCUUGACCAGAAGUCGUUUCCGAAGGGGUCGCCCUGCUUCCUGGUGGUGAUAAUGCGAAGUGGCAAGGUGCACCUUCUGCUCCUCGGUGCCCUGCAGGCGGGAAGCAUUGAUCUCACACAGCACAUUCUGCAUCCGGAGCAGUUCGAUGUGUACGAUGUGCGCCUGAACGGGGACUUUAAUGCCAUUUAUGCUCUCUUGAGGGACGGCCAGGAGCUGAAGAUGCUGCACUUUCACAACCAGGUGCUGCAGGAGUGCAUGGCACCCAUGCUGGAACUGGCCACGCAUUGUGCCCACAUCCUGGAAACGAAAAACUACAUAAAUGACACGCAGCAAUGCUUGACAGAAGCCUGGGAAACUGUGCAGCUGGAGAUGGACAACAAGCUGACCAAGUACGCCAACUCCCAGCCCUACGGACAGAUCUCUGCCCACUUCCUGGAGCUGCAUGUCUUCGGAUUCGCUACCUUCGAGGUAGAGGAGUUUCUGUUCGAAACUCUGUCCGAGAAGGGCUUCAAGAAGAUUGCCAACUCGGUGGACCUCAGUCUGAGCAACCUGCAAGGCUUGGUGUUCAAGCAGCUGAACGGAUCGGCCAUCAAUAUGUUCUAUUUCCUCAACACGAUCGCGGGAUUCGGUCGAAUGUCGCACUUCUUCGAGUCGCUCAUUUCGCCGGAUGUGGCCAACGAGGCGAUGCGAGCUUGUGGAGCCUUUGUCCUAAAAGUUUACGAACUGCAGCGAACGAUCGACACUUUGGUGUACAACAUGAAGCUCUUCCAUGCCUGGAUGAUAUUCACGAUACUCCGUCUGUCCCAUCAGGAGAUUCCCGAUGACCUAGUGCUCACCGAGGAGGAGAACAUUGCGUUGGCCGACUUUCUGUGCGCCAUGGAACCGGACAUAGAGGACCGCAGCGACGACGAGGACGAUAAGGACGAAGUGGUACGCGGCAAAUUCAAUCUGGAGCGAGUGGGUCAGUAUCUGGACAAUGCGUAUUUGACCCAACCGUAUCCCAAGGACCCCAGCCAGGUGUGGGAGGAGAUGGUGGCCGAAAACGACUGCCUGAGUCACUGCAAGCUGUUUGUGCCGCACGACAAGUAUCUGUCCCUUGUGCAGCAGCGCGACAAGAUGUUCAAUGCAAUCGACGCGGUGUUCCACAAGCCAACGGAGAGCAUUAGCGGCAGUUUCAAGCUGGCCUCGACUGUCAUCUGUGGCGACCUGCCGCCCAUGGAGCCCGGCGAGGGGCUGGAGGAUCGGGAGUUCGUGACCUGCAGCUACUAUGUGAAUGAAGCGGCCAGGAGCGAUAUGCUGGCGUGCACCGUCAGCUGGCAGGAGGCCAUGAUCCUGGAGGUAAGUCGCGCGGGCGACUGUCUUGUGCGCUGCACCAGGAUACAACUGCAUCCGGGCAUCUUCACGGCACCCGUUCACGAGGACUACUAUAACCUGCGCUUCGUCGCCCUCCAGUUCUACAAUGAGUCGUCGCUUUCGUUGCUGGCCCAGACAACUAAUUCGAAUCCCGGUGUCCGUCCGCAUAGCUAUUUUAUACAAUUCUCACUGAGUGCGGCGCGGAAUCAGUGCACCCAGCACCAAAUGGGACCGCUGGUCAAGCUGAAGGACGCCACUGUGACGCACAGCAUCCAUGACAUUGUCGAUGGUGCCGCAUUCAAGGGAUUGGACGGGGUGUGCGAGAUGCUAGCCGUCUCGGGCAGCAGAAAGGUGGCCACCGUUCUCUCCGAUCGCAAACGCAAGAUGACCAUUUUCGAGAUGGAAAUUGAGGAGGAGGAGGACGAUACCGAAAUGUCGCAGGCCUCGUUCCUGGACAUCAGCAAGGAGUCUGUGCUGGCCGGCGUCACUGAUUCCGAGAAACCAGAUGCGUAGUCUCAAAUUCUUGUUAUUCCCAUAUUUUAUUAUAACUCAUUACAAUGGAUUUGCCGUGUGAUAAUUUAAGAUCGUGGAGCUUAAAUUAUUUCAAUAAUACAACAUUUAAGAAA